CGCCGACCCGAACACCUCCAAUGCGAAGCUAACAGGCAUUAGCUACCGGGAGCGGACAUGUUUUGACCGACCCUUUCUUGAAUAAACAUCGCCGUAAGUGGGGAACCGGGAAUUUAAGGGAAGGCUCGGAACGUCUGGCAAUCAUGGAUGCCGUCAACGCCUUUAACCACGAGUUGUUCUCAUUGAUGGACUCCAAACCCCCAAUAUCUCGGGCAAAAAUGAUCUCCAUCACCAAAUCUGCCAUCAAAGCUAUGAAACUCUACAAACAUGUGGUCCAGAUUGUAGAAAAGUUCAUAAAAAAGUGUAAGCCUGAGUAUAAGGUAGCAGGCUUGUAUGUGGUGGAUUCCAUUGUUAGACAGUCCAGACACCAGUUUGGACCAGACAAGGAUGUGUUUGGUCCAAGGUUCACCAAAAACAUUACAGGAACUUUUGAGAACCUCUGCCUUUGCCCCAUAGAAGACAGGAGUAAGAUUGUGCGGGUGUUGAACCUGUGGCAGAAGAACGGGGUGUUCAAGAUAGAGGUUAUUCAGCCCCUCUUGGAUAUGGCAGCUGGCUCUAGCAGUGGUGCUGCAUCCAACACAGGCACAGAUGAGCCAGGUUCUCCACCACCUCCAGCCAAAGAGCCAGUUACAGUGGUAACGGCAAACUCCACCAUGACAUCUGCUACUCAGCUGCAUAACUCUGACGCCUUUGCUGCUGUGGCACAGCUCUUCCAGACUUCACAGGGUCAGCAGCUUCAACAGAUGCUGCAGAACUUUCAGCAGCAGCCAGUGAAGCCUGAGGCCAAUACCCAGCCUCCACUCCAGACUACCCAAACACAGGCCCCAAAUGUCUCCAUUGGACUAGGCGUGGUUGUGCCACAACCUCCCCUUCCCUCCCAGGCUACCCAACCAACCCAGCCUGCCCAGCAGAAAACAGCGUUUGACAAGAAAUUGCUAGACCGGUUUGAUUAUGAUGAUGAACCAGAAGUUGGAGAAGAAACAAAAAAAGAUGAAAUCUCUUCUCAGCCCCCUUUUAUGCAGCAGUCUCCAGCCUUCCCACAGCACAUGGAGCACUUUAAACCCCAGAUUAUCAUGUCACAAGAGCUCUCACAACAGGUUCCCCUUCCUCCUAAUGGUCAGCUCCAGGUUUGUGGUUUACCGCCAGGACAGAGCUUUCCUGCUGCGAUGCCUCCUAUGGGGCAUGCACUGCCAGGGCUGCCCCUCUCUGGUUCUUCUGGGCCUCCAGGCUUCCCUGGGGUCUACCCUCCCCAGAAUGCAGCACAGCAACAGCAGGAUUUGUCAAUGGAUGUGGACCAUUCAUCCAUGAGAGAUGGCAGACAUGGCCGAAGAUCACACUCAGGCUCCAGAUCUCCAAAGCGAAGGAGAUCACGGUCCAAUUCCCGUACACGUCGAUCCAGGCACAGGCGAUCCCGCUCACGCUCCAGAGACAGACGCCACCACUCACCGCGCUCACGCUCGCAGGAGCGCCGGGAGAGAGAGAAAGAGAGAGAGAGACGGCAGAAAGGCCUUCCACCAAUCAAGAGCGAGACAGUGAGCAUUUGCAGUACAACUCUCUGGGUGGGCCAGCUGGACAAGAGAACACAGCAGCAAGAUGUUGCCUGUUUACUAGAGGAGUUUGGGCAGAUAGAGUCAAUCAAUAUGAUCCCUCCACGUGGCUGUGCUUAUAUUGUCAUGAUACAUAGGCAAGAUGCCUUCAGGGCUCUACAGAAGCUCAGUAGAGGAACAUUCAAAGUUAACCAGAAAGCCAUCAAGAUUGCUUGGGCUUUGAACAAAGGCAUAAAGGCUGACUUUAAGCAGUACUGGGAUGUGGAGCUGGGUGUCACCUACAUACCUUGGUCUAAAGUCAGAGAGGAUCAGUUAGAGGAGCUCAAAGAAGGAGGCAUGCUUGAUUUGGACUCUUUAUCACCAGAGUGGAGUGGGGCAAGGAAGGCACUUGACCACCCAGAUGAGCUCACACACAAUGGCCGUUCAGAGCAACAGCAGCCAGAGGAGACACAAGGAGUACCUGUGCCUGCCCCAGUUGCUCCUCCUGCACAGGUCCCUCCAAUGCAGCAGCCAAUGGUUGGUGUGGGUUCUCUCCAGCCUCCUGUAUUUCCUGGGCACAUAGGCAUGCCUCCACCUUCCUUCCCUCCAGGUGUCCCCCCUCCUCCUUUCAUCAGACCUGGCUUCAACCCAAUGCAAAUGCCUCCAGGUUUUCCUCUCCCAGGCUCUAUGCCCCUUGGCCCCCCUCCUCCUUCCAAAAGUGGAGUUGAGGAACCCCCUCUAGAUCCAGCAGGUCUGGGCAACCGGAAGAAUGACGAGGCCCUUGAAGGUCCCAACAUCUUUAAUAACCAGAUGGGAUCUAUGGUUAACCAGGUAGGUUUGCCUCCCGGUGCUCCUCCAGGCGGACCUCUUGGUGGUCCUCCAGGCGGACCCCUAGGUGCUCCUCCAGGCGGACCCCUAGGUGCUCCUCCAGGUGGACCUCUAGGUGUUCCUCCAGGCGGACCUCCUGGUGCUCCUCCAACUGGACCCCCAGGCGGACCCCCAGGUGGCCAUCCUGGCAGCAUCCCACCCCCCUCAGGCGGUCUCCUAGGGGCACGGCCUGGCUUGAUCCCCCUCCAGCGUCCUCCUGUUCCCCCACCAACACACAUGCAGCGUUUUCCACCACCCCAUGGCCCAAGGCCACCUCACCCUGGCAUGCCCCCUAUGCCCCCACAAAUGAUUCCCAGGGGGCCACACCCACAAAUGAUGCAGCACCAUGAGCCUCCUCCAACUAAAGGAGGCUUUGGGAUGCCCCCUCUUCACAAUUUAAGGGCUCCUUUCCCUCAUGGACAUGGCCCACCUCCUCAGGGUCCUCCUCCUUUUAUCAGACCGGGUGGUCCUCGGGGUCUAGAGGGGCCAGAAGAAAUGGAUAGCAGACCAUUCAGGGGAGACAGGCCUGGAUUCAGGGACAGAGAGAUAGAGAGGGACAGAGACUGGGAUCGAGACAGGGAUAGAGAGAGAGACAGAGGUUUUGGAGGUGGCAGGCGCCCAUUUGGCGAUGGAGGGAGAGGAGCGGGUGGUGAUAAAAUGGAUGGGAGAGACAGGCUUGGAGGCUGGCAGGAAGAUGGAGGCGAUCACCGUAGUGGAGGAUGGGAAAGAGACAGAGACCGAGAUCGAGACCGCGACCGUGAUCGAGAACGGGAUCGUGAUAGAGACCGAGACAGGCGGGACUGGAGGGAGAGGCGAAGCAGCCUCGAUAGCGACAGGGAACGUGGGAGGAGCGAUGAUGGAGAGAGGGAGCGAGCGAGGGGGGAGGGAACAGAAAGAGGAAGAGGAGAAGGAGGAAGUCGCGAGAGAGGCAGAGGAGCUGAAGCAAAAGGAGACAGGCCAAGGCGGUCAGAUCGGCGUGAGAGGACAACACGCUGGGACAAGGAUGACCGUUUAGCCGAACUGGAAAAUAUGGACAGAUAUCGGACCUCUAACAGUACGGAGCAGCCUUGUGUGACCCCUGUGGUUACCAAGGAAACUAGUAAGGAACCAGGUAUGGAAGCUUCUGAAAAGAAGCCAGAAUCAGAACUUAUAGCUCCGCCCCCAGAGGGAACUGCUUGUACAGGAGAUGCGAUGCCCUCUAAGCCGGCUCAAAGUGAGCCCACAGAAACAAAAGAGGAAGCAGCAUCAUAGACUGCUGUGAACCACUGAUGGAUAAAAAUGUGUCUCUGCCAUGAUAGUCGGUCUCAGCUCUUGGCAGAUUAAUUCAAACUAAUCACAGUUUGGUCGUCAUUAAUUUACAGUUUCUGGGCAGUGAGUAAUUUCUUAAAAACAAAAAGAUCUCCCACAAAUGUUGUUAGGCUUAUGAAAAUUGAUGAUUUCAGGCUUUACAUGUCAGAAUUAGGCCUGUGUUUCAAAACAAGUGGAAAUCAGUUUGGAUAAAUGACUGUAGUUUUUCUCCUUCCUGUAAGUUGUAAGAACAGACAGUGUUUGCAUGCUCACUUAGCUCUAUUUCUUUGUUUUUGCUGUAGUUGGCUUGCCAACAAAGGAAACGACUGAUUUGUACGACAUUUCUAUUUACUUCAUGCCCUUAUUUACAGGACGAAAGGAUCUUCUCACAGAUGUAUUGUUUUAGAUAAUUGUUUUUAAUUUGCCAAACUCAUGUCAAACACUGAUAAACUUUUCAAGCAACUUCGUUAUAACUAGGCUUUUUGUUUAAUUAUCUUUUUUUUGUGUGUGUGUGUUUGUCUUGUAAAUCCUCAUUGCAUUUUCACAGCCAGAAAGGCACAAGUUUGAAAGGGAUUGUUGUGGCCUUAAAAUCAAAUCUAAUUACUUGCAGGGCUUGCAAUUAAUUUUUUUUGUUUGUGUUUUUUUUUUAACUGGGAAAUACAAACUUCUGGAUGUUUAGGUAAAGUACUCUUAAAGUUAGAUGUGGAACCUUUGGACUAUGUCCCCACUUUCUGCCCUUUGAAUCACAUCAGAAAGAAUAAAAACAGUCUUCGUUCUUAGUGCAAUAACUGAUGAAUUGGUGACACAUACAGUAUCCCUAAAAGAAUCACUCUAUAACAGGUUUUCCUGCAUAAGUUUUAAAGAUAUGCUAGUACAGGGACUUAGGACUCCUUAGAAUCUGACUUUAUUCUCACAAUUUUGAUCCUAACUUAUUAGUUCUCAAAGUAUUUUAAUUUACAGUUUAGAUGUAAAUUAUAUGAUUCAAACCUGUAUAGUUGGUCAUAACCCAGAACCUAAACUAUAACAGAGGCAGUGUAGAUCUAAAAUAAAAUUUAUGAAGUAGAUUAAGCUUGAUAUUGGCAUGUGGUCAAUAACAAGCCAGAGGUAGGCUUUUGUUUUAGAAGUUGGCAUGAUCUAAACAUUCAGAAAUUGUCUUGUUAAAAUAAAGAUCCUUUGUAAACAAACUGAUUUGUCACCUUGAGUAACAGAUGAUCAAAAAUAGGAACAAAGAAGAAGCUCCUGGUAAAGAAUUAUUACCAUCUGUCAAAGUUUCAAAACAAAUGUUUGUAAUGUGCAAGAAAAAUGCCACUGAACUUUUUCCCCCUCCAGUUCAAAACACCUUUACCUAUGUAUGUGUGUGUGGGUGCGUGUUUUUUUUUUUCUUUCCCCUUAGCUAAAGAAAGAGGAGCUUCAGAAUCAACAGAGAAAUAUUUUAUUAUUAUUCAAAAUGUGCAAAUGUUCACGUCCCAGCUUGGAUUAUUAAGCAUUUUGUAUAACCCUGUGAGGACAGAGUCAUCUUCUAUGUUGAGACGUAACCAUAACUCCUAACACUAUGUUUUGCAGGAAAAUAACAUGGCAUUUUUGGGGGGAACAAAUGUAAAUAGCUUUAGAUGUGUGUCAGUAUGUUUUGUUUUGUUUUGUUUUUCUCCCCUGAUUGCUGAGACACGGGGAGAACAAUUUUCGCAAACCAAAAAUCUGAUAACAUAUGGUUAGGGGUCAGGGUCAGGGUUUCUUGGACUCCUUACAAGGAUAGAUACAAGUUUGUGUUCGUGGUUGUUUGUCCCUUUAGUAGAAGUACAUUUUUGGAUCGCACAAGAGUCAUAUUGUCUUUUGGAAGCAUUUUCCAUCUGUCUCGUCCAUCAGUCAAAGUCAUUAAUUUGUUUCGGCUACAUGGAAAUACAGAAUGAAAUCCUGUGGCUAUUUGUUUUUGCUCUUUGAUAAAACACAGCUCACUAACUUGGUCUCUGUUUCACUGAAGACGUACUGUAUCUGAUAAUGUUAAAAUCUCAAGCCCAGAUUCAGCAAGUGCGACACUUGUUCCUGAAUAAUUUCACACUGAGACAACGAGGGUAAAACUAACAUGAUGAGAUGAAGAACUUUGCUUGGGACACUGCUGUAAAUAUGCUUGUAUCACUGACGAGAGUCGCGGUAAUUUCUGUUAAUAAUCUGUGAUUUCUUUAUUGAGAGAAACGUGUUGACUUGGAAGGAACAACAGAGGCCCUUUGCUUUAACAUUUUUAACUCCUAGUGGUUUGAAAAUUGACAGAUGUUUCUAUGAUUUGUUAAAAAACAAAAGACAUGGACAUAAAAUCUUCAAUAUUUCAACCAUAGGAUAUUGUUUUUAAUAAACUAUUUUUGUACCAAA
Molecule: messenger RNA, 6044 nt
Organism: Archocentrus centrarchus (flier cichlid)
Lineage: Eukaryota; Metazoa; Chordata; Actinopteri; Cichliformes; Cichlidae
Gene: scaf4a
Product: SR-related CTD-associated factor 4a
Exons: 19
Coding region: 144-3644 (1166 amino acids)
Biological process (GO): negative regulation of termination of RNA polymerase II transcription, poly(A)-coupled
Cellular component (GO): nucleus
Molecular function (GO): RNA polymerase II C-terminal domain phosphoserine binding; RNA binding
Source: RefSeq, a predicted model, not a curated record